Molecule: messenger RNA, 1158 nt
Organism: Fusarium sp. VM40
Lineage: Eukaryota; Fungi; Ascomycota; Sordariomycetes; Hypocreales; Nectriaceae
Source: the annotation of a GenBank genome assembly
AUGGCUUCUAUUCGACCCGGGCCUCUCAUUGGCUCAAGUUUCGCCGUUGGGCUAGCUCCUGCGGCCGCCGGAUGUGUCAGUCGCGUGGCAGAGGUACCGGCCGGGGUCCCUGAAGGAUGGCCCAAAUUUCUCCCCCAGUGCAUGGCUUGGUCUGGUGGCCAGUUCACGGAUCAAUCGGACUUCAUCCAUACUCUAAGUGAAGCUGAGAAACAGGAAGCCGAUGGUGCCCUACAGACUUUCAAAGCCUUGGAACUCGACGGGGAUUGUGUCUCCAGAGACAACUUUCCCCUUCCUACUCUAGGACCUCGAUUGGAUCGAAUUCGCCGAGAUGUCCAUCAAGGCAAGGGCUUUGGUGUCAUUCGUGGUCUAGACACAAAGAAGUACUCACCCGAAGAUCUGACCGUAUUGUAUCUUGGCAUCCAGUCGUACAUUGCCAAUCGCCACGGUCGUCAAGAUCGAAAAGGCAACAUGCUGGUUCAUAUUGUCGCCGACAACUCAUCCAAGCUCAAGGCUGGUCAUCAUCGUCAUUCCACCUCCCCCAUUAACUUCCACAAUGAGGAAGCAGGUGAUGUUGUCAGCUGGCUCACACGUAGUACUGCCGCUUCAGGCGGCAAAUGCAUUAUCGCUUCGGUCUACACUGUCUACAAUGUUCUCGCCGCCAGUCGCCCUGACAUGAUCCGCACACUCUCUCGUUCUGACUGGCCAUUCGCCCUGCCCCGUUUUCAGUGUCGACCGGUCCUCUUUCAUCAUGAGGGGAGAGUGAUGAUGAACUUUGGUCGAGUAGCUCUCACAGGAAAUGCGGUUCACCCACGUCCCGCCAACCUCCCUGCCGUUACCCCACGCCAGAUGGAGGCAUUGGACUCCAUCGAGAAUAUCGCCAAGGCAACACAGCUGGAGAUCAGUACACAGGCAGGCGACAUUCAUUUCAUCAACAAUCUGACGGUUUUGCAUCGUCGAGAAGGUUUCGUCAACGGUGAAGGAGCUCAAGAGCGUCGACAUUUGGUGCGCGUGAGACUUCGCGACGAUGAGCUGGGAUGGAGUCUUCCUGCAGACCUCAAGGAAGAGUGGGACGCCGCUUUCAACAAGGAAGCGCCCAAGAUUUGGCACAUCGAGCCCAUGCCCGACGGCUUCUUCCCCCUCCGAUCUCAGGCCAACUAA